Messenger RNA from Acanthaster planci (crown-of-thorns starfish), 1562 nucleotides. Its product is annotated as protein YIPF6-like. Lineage: Eukaryota; Metazoa; Echinodermata; Asteroidea; Valvatida; Acanthasteridae. The record is from RefSeq and is a predicted model, not a curated record. Gene Ontology annotation, biological process: endoplasmic reticulum to Golgi vesicle-mediated transport. Gene Ontology annotation, cellular component: trans-Golgi network; membrane.
UUCCGUAGGCGCGGCCCGCUCGUACUCGACCGCCACACCUAUCAGAGCGUAAUACACUGCUGCGUGAGACAACUUUCAAUCUGCUCAAGCAACUGCAGUAAUUGAAAAGGCAAAGAGCAUGGAGCUACAAUGCAGCAGUGUCAGAAGUAUAUAGUACUGUGUGUUGUGCAAUUUGUGUUACGUGAAAGCUAUAACGACCCGAAAAAGACUACGUGUACCUAGUCUGGCCGCCAAUGACAAUUUUCUCUUUCGCUGUUAAUUGUUAUUGUGUUGGAAAUUGGAUUCCAGACACGAUACACGUCAGAAAUGGCAGAUGUGGUUGAAGCUGGAUCUCAAAAGUUGGAUACCAAGUUCACAGACUUGGAAUUGGAGCAUCCGGUGGAGGGAGACAUCACUAUACCGGGAGCAUCUGACGAUGACGUCGAGUUGUCAACGCUGGAUGAGCCAGUUAGAGUCACAGUUAUGAGAGACUUCAAAGCAGUUGGAGUGAAGUUAUUCCACGUUCUCUACCCAAAGCAGAGCAAAGUUCUCCUCAGAGAAUGGGAUCUCUGGGGUCCACUCGUGUUGUGUACGAUGUUUGCGAUGCUUCUCCAAGAUAACUCAAGUUCUACUGAAUCAGACAAGGACAAGACAGGUACAAGAAUCAAUGCCCAGUUCUCGGAGGUGUUUGCGCUUCUUUCGUUCGGUGCAGUCGUGGUGGCCCUCAACUCGAAACUUCUCGGCGGAGUCAUUUCCUUCUUCCAGAGUGUGUGCGUGCUGGGUUACUGCAUACUACCCUUAGUCAUCAGUCUCAUCAUCUGCCGGCUCAUCAUGCUCAGCGAGGACUCCACCUUGCUGUUCAUCAUCCGGCUGGUGCUCGUCUUCUGUGCUUUCAUCUGGUCAACUUUUGCAUCUUUGGCAUUCCUGGCAGACAGCCAACCACAGCACAGGAAGCUCCUGGCUGUCUAUCCCAUCUUUCUGUUCUACUUUGUGAUUGGCUGGAUGAUCAUCUCACGCAGCGCGGGCUGAGCCCGAGUCUGCCUCAAGCCAAUGGGAAAUUGCAUGCCAGAACUUGCAAUCUACAACUCGGCAACUAACUAGUCAGCCCCCCCAACUUGUGAGGUGUACGGUUAAUACCCAUUGAAGUACUCAGCAUCUGGGUAAAGAUGGCCAAUUUGUAACUUUUACUUUUUAUAAAGUAAAAAAUCCAUGUCUUCUUCAAACCCUCUGGAAAUGAGUAACUUGCAUAAUUUAAUCAAAAUAUAUUUUGGUUGUUGUCUGCUUUAUGAUUCAUAUGAAUAUAUUUUUAAUGACGCGCCCUUUAACAUUUUAUUUGUCCAAAUGCAUUUAUAGAGUCAUUAUGUGCAAUACUUAAUUCCAGACCAGCUUGAGUAGUUUAUGUGGUUGUAUUCUGAUUUCUUUAGGUAUAAUUUGCAGUUUGAUACAUUCUGCGAAAGAGCGUAUUGCAUUUAGGGUUAUCCAAGCUUCGUCAUUGUAACAUCGAUGUAGUUCAAGCCACAUUUUGUAAUUGUGCUUUGGUCCAGUUGUUUAUUUUGAAAGCAGAGCAUUCCAUAUUUGUUUCU